AUGUUACUGUUUGUACUUUUUGUGGGAGCCUUUGGAGUAGAGGAGAACACUGAACACUGUAAAAUGCUUGGAAACCCAGAGUUUCCUCUGUUAUCAAAGGAUGGAGAUAUAACAAUUGGAGGAGCUUUCUCCAUCCAUAGCCAAAUAUCAAAGCCUUCUCUCUCCUUUACAGAUGUUCCAGAAGCUCUCACAUGUUCCAGAAUACAUUUAAGAGAAUUUCGUUUUGCCCAAACAAUGAUUUUUGCCAUCCAGGAGAUCAACAAUAGCAGCUCAUUGCUACCUAAUAUCUCUAUUGGUUAUAAGAUAUUUGAUAGCUGUGGUUCAACACUGCCUUCAACAAGAGCAGUGAUGGGUCUAAUCAAUGGACAGGAAACAACUCUCGGGGAAACCUGCUCAAGUCAGUCAUCUGUUCAUGCCAUCAUCGGAGCCUCUGAGUCCUCCUCAACAAUUGUGAUGCUACAAAGUUCUGGGAUAUUCCAAAUACCAGUGAUCAGCCACUUUGCCACCUGCGCUUGUUUGAGUAACAGAAAGGAGUACCCCUCUUUCUUCAGAACCAUCCCUAGCGACUAUUAUCAGAGCAGAGCCUUGGCCAAACUGGUAAAGCACUUUGGCUGGAAGUGGGUUGGGGCAGUUAGAAGUGACAAUGAUUAUGGUAACAAUGGCAUGGCAACAUUUAUCAAAGCUGCACACCAGGAGGGGGUCUGUAUUGAAUACUCAGAAGCCAUAUCAAGCACUGACCAAAGUGGAAACAUUGCAAAGGUGGUCAGAGUGAUCCAAAGAGGCAGUGCAAGAGUUUUAGUUGCUUUCGUAUCCCAGGGUGAUAUAGACAUUCUGGUUGAGGAAGCCCUGAAGCAGAACCUGACUGGGCUCCAGUGGGUGGGCAGUGAGUCCUGGAUUACGGCUGGUCAUCUGGCAACUAAGAGGUACUCAAAAAUCCUGACAGGGACUCUGGGCUUUGCCAUCAGAAAAACAAAGAUCACAGGUCUCAGAGAGUUUCUUCUGCAAGUAAAGCCAGGUCAAGACCCUCAUAAUAAUCUGCUGAGAGAGUUCUGGGAAGCCACAUUUGGUUGCAGUUUUCAGUCCGACCUCUAUGGUCAGGCCCUGUGCUCAGGCUCUGAGAUAUUAGAGGAAAUCAAAAAUCCUUUUACAGACGUGUCAGAGCUAAGGAUAUCCAGCAAUGUGUAUAAGGCUGUGUAUGCUGUGGCUCAUGCCAUGCAUAACAUGUUAAAAUGUGGUGAAGUCUUGAACCGUCAAUGUAUCUGGAAAAAGGAUUUUGAGCCAAAACAGGUUGUGAAACACCUCCAAACUGUGAAUUUCACGCUUCAGUCAGGAGAAAGGGUGUAUUUUGAUAGAAAUGGAGACCCUGCUGCGACCUAUGAGCUGGUGAACUGGCAGAGAAAUCAAGCAGGAGAUACUGUGUUUGUGGCUGUAGGGAGCUACGAUGCAUCACUACCAAAUGAAAAGCAGUUUAUAAUGAAUGGAAUAAACACAACAUGGGCUGGUGGUUCCCUAAAGAGGCCUGUGUCCGUCUGCAGUGAGAGUUGUCCGCCAGGUUUCCGGCAGGCUGUAAUUAAAGGGAAACCCAUCUGCUGUUUCUCCUGCAUUGCCUGUGCUGCGGGAGAGAUUACCAAUUCCAGCAAUUCUGCCGAGUGUUCACGGUGUCCACUGGAGUACUGGUCAAAUGAAGAUUACAGCCAGUGUGUUCCAAAGGUGAUCGAGUUCCUAUCUUAUGGAGAAACCAUGGGCGCCCUGCUCACUGCUUUCUCGUUGUUUGGAGCAAGUUUAACACUGGCGGUGUUGUGUGUCUUCUUUCGGUUUCGUCACACACCUCUUGUCAAGGCCAGUAACUCUGAGCUGAGCUUCCUGCUGCUCUUCUCCUUGACUCUGUGUUUCCUGUGUUCUUUAACCUUCAUAGGCCAGCCCACAGAGUUGUCCUGCAUGCUUCGACACACAGCAUUCGGCAUCACCUUUGCCUUGUGCAUGUCUUGUAUCUUGGCUAAAACCAUAGCAGUGGUGAUGGCUUUUAAGGCUAACAGGCCGUCAAACACGGUUCCUCAGUGUUCUGCUCUGCUUCAGAGGACAAAUGUUCUAAGUUCUACUUUACUGCAGGUGUUGGUCUGUGUGCUGUGGUUAACCCUUGCCCCGCCAUUCCCCUACAAAAAUUCCGCUCAUACCACUGAAAGGAUUAUUUUAGAGUGUAAUGUAGGUUCACCUAUAGGCUUCUGGGCUGUGUUGGGGUAUAUAGGACUCCUGGCUUUGAUGUGCUUCAUCCUUGCUUUUUUGGCUCGAAAGCUGCCUGAUAAUUUUAAUGAAGCUAAGUUCAUCACCUUCAGUAUGCUAAUAUUCUGUGCAGUAUGGGCCACUUUUAUCCCUGCAUAUGUGAGCUCUCCGGGGAAGUUCACUGUGGCUGUGGAGAUAUUUGCCAUUUUGGCCUCUAGCUUUGGGUUGCUUUUCUGUAUAUUUGCUCCAAAAUGUUAUAUUUUACUGUUAAGACCAGAGAGAAAUACUAAAAAACAUAUGAUGAGAAGAAACCAAUCAAAAUGA
This is a messenger RNA of Eleginops maclovinus (Patagonian blennie), 2544 nucleotides long. Its product is annotated as extracellular calcium-sensing receptor-like. Gene Ontology annotation, biological process: G protein-coupled receptor signaling pathway. Gene Ontology annotation, cellular component: plasma membrane. NCBI's taxonomy places the organism in Eukaryota, Metazoa, Chordata, Actinopteri, Perciformes, Eleginopidae. Gene Ontology annotation, molecular function: G protein-coupled receptor activity. The transcript is spliced from 6 exons. The coding region runs from base 1 to 2544 and encodes 847 amino acids. The record is from RefSeq and is a predicted model, not a curated record.